Adineta steineri is the source of this 412-nucleotide messenger RNA. Lineage: Eukaryota; Metazoa; Rotifera; Eurotatoria; Adinetida; Adinetidae. The record is from the annotation of a GenBank genome assembly.
GACGACUACUGGUAACAUGACUAAUGCACGAGAGUAUCACGCAGCAUCUGUAUUAUUAAAUGGAAAAGUAUUAGUUACUGGUGGAGCUGAUAACAGCGGCGCUUUAAAUAGUGUUGAACUGUAUGAUCCAUCAACAGGUACUUGGACAACUAUGAGUAAUAUGACUAAUGCAAGAUUUUUUCACACAUCAUCUGUAUUAUCGAAUGGAAAUGUAUUAAUUACUGGUGGAUUAGGCAAUGGUUAUUUAGAUAGUGCUGAGCUGUAUGAUCCAUUAACAAGUACUUGGACAACUACGAGUAACAUGGUUAAUACACGAGGUUUACACACAGCAUCUGUAUUAUCAAAUGGAUUAAUAUUAGCUACUGGUGGAUACAAUGGUUUUAGUGCUUUAAGUAGCGCAGAACUAUAUUGA